CUCAAUGGAUGUGCGCGUGAACAAUCGAGUGCCGGCGAUGAUUGCCAACUUGCGAUUUAUCCAGUGGAUCACGGCUAUCCUCGUUAUUUUACGCCUCGCUCCUGGAACGGAAGGCAUCCAGUUGCUGCAGGUAUCUGUGCCCAGCGUGAUUCAAGCGGGUGAAGGAGCGGCCCUGCUAUGCGACGUCGACAUGGAGAACGAGCGGCUCUACUCCGUCAAAUGGUACAAGGACGACGAGCUGCAAUCAGUCGAGUUCUUCCGGUUCGUUCCACGAGAAACACCGCAGUUGAUCGUUUACGAUCUGCCAGGUGUUAAUGUCAACAAAACCUUGUCAGACUGGCAGCGCGUUUACCUGUCCCGCGUCAGUUUGGCUAGCAGCGGCCACUACAGAUGCGAGGUAUCUGCUGAAGGCCCAAGCUUUUCAUCAGUCAGUGGCGGUGGUCACAUGGAGGUGGUGGUACUCCCGAAAAAAAGGCCAACCAUCACAGGGGGUAAGAGUAGCUAUAGAGCCGGUGAUUUAGUCGACGUGAACUGCACCUCGGCCGCCUCGAAGCCGGCCGCCAACAUCCGCUGGUUCAUCAAUGAAAGAAAGGCCAAUGCCAAUUAUAUUCGGCAAUAUAAAGCCGUGUUCGGGGACGACGGGUUAGAGACGACCGUGCUCGGCUUAACUUUCGAAGUUCACGAAAGCCAUUUGCAAAACGAAGGGAAACUAACGCUGCGCUGUGUGGCUUCGGUCAAUUCGAUACCUUCGGACAACUCGCAUCACAACCAGUACCUCAGUAACAACAACAACAACAACAAUCCACCACCAGCAGCCUCCACUGCAUCGUUGGGCGGCUAUGAGCGGGGAGCGGGAAGAACGAACCCGACGGAGCACUUCUACAACCCGAUUAUUGAAACUAUGUCCAUGGUCUCAGAAGUUCGCUUCGAAGCGUCUAGUGCGUCACCAUCGUCGAUGUAUAUUGGCCCCCGCUGCUGGAUGAGUCUCAUUUGCGUGCUGCUUUCAUCGAUGGUUACUACGAUUGUCCGGCUACCUGGAUCGCUAUAGGAGAUCUCCUAGCGCAUCAUCAACCCCCCCCCCCC
Molecule: messenger RNA, 1083 nt
Organism: Daphnia carinata
Lineage: Eukaryota; Metazoa; Arthropoda; Branchiopoda; Diplostraca; Daphniidae
Exons: 8
Coding region: 5-1048 (347 amino acids)
Source: RefSeq, a predicted model, not a curated record